Sycon ciliatum is the source of this 366-nucleotide messenger RNA. RefSeq names its product octapeptide-repeat protein T2-like. The transcript is spliced from 3 exons. The record is from RefSeq and is a predicted model, not a curated record. NCBI's taxonomy places the organism in Eukaryota, Metazoa, Porifera, Calcarea, Leucosolenida, Sycettidae. The annotation marks the transcript as partial.
GAGAGAGAGAGAGAGAGAGAGAGAGAGAGAGAGAGAGAGAGAGAGAGAGAGAGAGAGAGAGAGAGAGAGAGAGAGAUGGAGAAAGAAAGAGAGAGAGGAGAGGAAGGUAGAGAGAGAUUAGGGAGAGAGGUAGAAAGAGGUAGGGGAAGAGGGAGGGAAAGAGGUAGACAGACAGGGCGUCGUGAAGCCCUACACCUGGGAACGCUGGGCUGCGAAAUGGCGCAAGGCGCAAAUUUGCGUGCCAUCCUUGGAUUUCACUCAGCAAGAACAAAGAGAAUAAAGGACCUCCAUCGGAGAAAAAAGCAGCUACCUGCACUGAGCUCCACAUUCACAGUCGUCACGUUUAGCUGUGGAUUCCUGCAGUGA